Molecule: messenger RNA, 666 nt
Organism: Closterium sp. Yama58-4
Lineage: Eukaryota; Viridiplantae; Streptophyta; Zygnematophyceae; Desmidiales; Closteriaceae
Source: the annotation of a GenBank genome assembly
AUGGACGACAAUGGCAGCCGCGCCAAACGAUUAAAGACACUCGACAGCGGCUCUCGUGCCGCCGGCUCCGAAGCGGCAACAGCCGCUGCCGUGGGGGCUGGUGAGACCGCCGGAGCAGGGAAGGCGGGUGGUGAGGAGCUGCGCGGUAGUGAUUCCGCGGGCAGCGGCGACGGAAGGGCGAUACCGACAGCAUCGACGGACGGCGAUGGCGGUGAAAAGGCUAACGGCGAGAGGCGUCGAAGCGAAAGCGAGCAGGCGGAUGGCAGACGCGGGGCGAGUGAGGGGGCUGCGGGGGAGGCGGCGGGCAGCGGGAGGUCGAGGGAGGCGCGCGGCGACGGCGAGUUGGUGACGCGGGUGGCGGCGGGGCAGGCGGAGGACCGCGGCAGCCGGCACACGUUCGAGGACGUGGUGGUGGCCGUGGCGGACGCGUGGGGCGACGCGGAUGACGCACCGCGUAGCGCGGACUGGCUCAGGUGUUCGUUCUACGCGGUGCUGGACGGGCAUGGUGGGCGGCGAGCAGCGGAGUGGGCAGCCAAGCACGUGAACGCCGCUGUCAUUGCGGCAGGCCUGCCACGUGAGUCGGUGGGUGCUGCUGCCGCUGCCACUGUCACCGCCACUGCCGCAGUCGCCGUGCCUCUUAUUGUCCCAAGCUCUUCUGGACGUUGA